Cordyceps militaris CM01 is the source of this 1011-nucleotide messenger RNA. RefSeq names its product alpha-galactosidase. The transcript is spliced from 2 exons. Gene Ontology annotation, cellular component: endoplasmic reticulum membrane. Bases 1 to 1011 code for a protein of 336 amino acids. The record is from RefSeq and is a predicted model, not a curated record. NCBI's taxonomy places the organism in Eukaryota, Fungi, Ascomycota, Sordariomycetes, Hypocreales, Cordycipitaceae. Gene Ontology annotation, biological process: lipid droplet organization; phospholipid biosynthetic process; lipid storage.
AUGCCUGCCACCCAACGAGCCGGACGAGCGUCCGCCCACUCCCCGACCGCAACCACCACCACCACCACCGCUUCCGGUGCCGGCAUGACGCGGUCCGCGACGCCGCGCACCUCGCCCCUCGUCCCGACGCCCGUCGAGCGGCUCGCGCUCGGCCUGUUCCCGGCGCUCCUCGUCUUCGGCUCGCUCUUCGCGCUACUCUCGCCCGAGACGCGGGCGCUCACCUACGACGCGGGGUCGCAGUCGCACCGGGCGGCCGACGGCGGCGAGGCGCCCAACUACUUUGCGCGCAAGAGCAACCUCUUCAAUGUCUACUUUGUCAAGCGCGGCUGGGGCUGGACCUCGGCGGCGCUGCUCGCCUUUGUGCUCCUGCACCCGGCCGUGGCCUCGCCGGGGGCGCGCGCCCGCGCCGCGGCGCGCUGGGCCGCCGUCACGACCUGGUGGGUGCUGGUCGUGCAGUGGUGCUUUGGCGCGCCCAUGAUUGACCGCGGCUUCCGCUGGACCGGCGGCCAGUGCCAGCUCGCGGAGCUCGACGUCGCGGCGGGCACGGCGGAUGCCGGCGCGGUGCUCACGGCCGUCGCGUGCAAGGCAUCAGGCGGGCGGUGGAGUGGCGGGCACGACAUCUCGGGCCACGUCUUCUUGCUGACGCUCGGCUCUGCCCUGCUGAUGCACGAGGUGCUGUGGCCGCUCGCGCGCUGGGCCGGCUGGUACGCGGACGAGCGCUGCGUGGUCAUGCCCGACGGCGCGCUCAAGGGCGCCAACGUCGAGGCUGAGAUGGCGCCCGGCGCGGUGGGCAGCAGGCGGGCCGAAACGGUGCUCGGGUACGGGGGCAAGUUUGCGCUCGGCGUCUUGGCGCUGAACCUGUGGAUGCUGCUCAUGACGGCCAUUUACUUUCAUACGUGGUUUGAAAAGUUGACUGGACUGUUGACAGCGUUCGUGGCGAUUUACGCCGUAUACUAUGUACCACGGUUCGUGCCUGCGCUGCGGCAAGUCGUCGGGAUCCCAGGGAUUUAG